AUGUUCCUCGGGGACCACAGGAUACCCACAGCCUUGACUCAACUUCUUCUGAUGGCAUAGCCCUUAGAUCACGAACAUCUGCAAGACGGCAGUUGCAACAUUUUCUUCGUUCUACUCGUUGUCAGGUAUAUUUAUACUAUAUACUCUUAGAUGCAAAUCAUCUAAGGGUAGGCACUGCUCGAAGUGCCAGAGGAAUUGGAGUGAAUAUUGAUGCUCCAGCCACAGGGGUACAGGUACCUGUAUGGUCCUGCACAUCUCUUCAUUCCAUAUCCAUAUCUUGAACAUCCACUACAAAUAAUGGGGCAGGUACUUGUUGUCUCUUUGGUGGUGGUGGAUACUAUGUUGGUCAUCACAGAACUAUUGCUGGACUUGGAGAUGAAUGGGUUUCCUUCAUCUAUACCAUUUGUUCUACACACACUUUCCCUCAGUGUCUUGGCUCUGUUUAUUGUGGAGAUAGGACUCAAGAUUUAUGCCUAUCGAUUUGAUUUCUUUACAUACAAGGGAGAUGUGUUUGAUGCCAUUGUGGUUAUUGUUGCCAUGUGCCUUGAUGGUGUUUACUUGCACUCACAUGAUGCUCACACUGGAGUUGGCCUCAUCAUAGUUUUGCGCUUGUGGAGGGUUGCUCAUAUACAAAAUGCAAUGGUGUUACAAGUGCAGAGAGCAGGAGAAAAGAGAUUACUGGAGGAACAGCAGAAUCGAUACCUUGCAGAGCAAGAAGUGGGAAGGUAUCGUACAUACAGCUAUGCCCAGGAUUUCUAUAUUAAAUCUCUUCAAGACCUAUUGAGAAGGAAUGGAAUUUCUUUUCAAGAGGACUGCAGACAUCCUGAUAUCAACAGAAUAAAGGUUGUAGCCGAGGUGAAUACAAAGCAAAGUGCUUAGGUGAUAGUUAUAGUUCUGAAGCUGUGGGGUUUACCAAGAUCAGCGAAUGGAUGGGAUUUGAAUCUGUGUUAGGCGAGUUCCAUCAUUUGUUUGCAAUUGUGUUAUUACAAUUUUGUGAGUUAAUUCAACCUGACAGUAGAAAACUCGGCUUAUUGCUACCAACUUAGUACAGGUGCCUUUAUGAUUGUAAUGUUAUUUAAAAUGUCCUGUGUAAACUUAAAAAGUAUUUUUUUAUUAAUGAAAGCAAGAAUAAAUGCAUAUGUAUUAUGUAAAUAUUUUAUAUUAAAUAGGAUGUAGAUAAAUUACAGUAUGAAAUAUGCAUUCUACUUAUGUAUUGUGUAUAAUGAAGCCAUUGUCCAUUUAGUAAGCUGCCAUUAAAUACAGGUACUAUUUUAUAUGUACUGUACCAGCACAUUAGGUCUGUUAAGAUCAAGUUUAACACUGCAUUAGUAGCAAUUUAUUAAGUCUAACAGUACAAGGUGUAUGGUGCUUCUCAUACAGAUAACCUCUAGAAAAUACUCAGUUAUUUA
This is a messenger RNA of Cherax quadricarinatus, 1409 nucleotides long. Its product is annotated as voltage-gated hydrogen channel 1. NCBI's taxonomy places the organism in Eukaryota, Metazoa, Arthropoda, Malacostraca, Decapoda, Parastacidae. Gene Ontology annotation, molecular function: voltage-gated proton channel activity. Gene Ontology annotation, biological process: proton transmembrane transport. Gene Ontology annotation, cellular component: plasma membrane. The record is from RefSeq and is a predicted model, not a curated record.